AUGCCUCCUCGACCAAACGCCAGGCCUUCGCCCACACACUUCCUGUGCAUACCUUUGGUCACUGCGGCCUCACGACCUCAGUUAUCAAAGAGCCUGGCCUCCUUCAAGGCAGAUGUGACCAGUCCAGACAGUUUCGCGGUUCCUACAGAUGCCGUGCGGCCACUUGGCACCCUGCACCUCACGCUUGGGGUAAUGAGUCUCGCAAGAGGCGAAGGUGUCGACAAAGCAACCGAGGUCCUGAAAAGUUUGAAACCGCGGGAAAUACUGGCCGGAAUCUCGUCUCUUGCCUCCAUCACUACGCUGCCCGGCAAAGCGCAGUCAUCCACCAGCGCUCCUGGAACCGACUCGCCGCUCCGAAUCACGCUCCGCGGCUUACACUGCAUGAAAUCGGGCCCUAGAGCGGAUCCCAGCAAGUCGUCGGUCCUGUACGCGCCGCCCAUAAACCCCGAGGGGGUGUUCCAGAUAUUUUGCGAGAGAAUCAGGGCCACGUUUGAAGAGGCCGGGGUCAUGGAAAAGGAUGACCGGGGCUUGUUGUUGCACGCUACCAUCGUCAACACGAUCUAUGUCAAGGGCGGACGAGGCAAGACGGGCCCGAAGCUAUCCAUCGAUGCGAGGGAUAUACUCGACCGAUAUGAUGAUUACGUCUGGAUGGAGAAUGUGCCCCUGGAAAAGAUUGCCAUCUGUCGCAUGGGGGCCAAGAAGAUUGAGGGAGUGGAUGAUGAAGCGUAUGAGGUCGUCGCCGAAAUCGACUUUUAG
Messenger RNA from Colletotrichum orchidophilum, 756 nucleotides. RefSeq lists its product as uncharacterized. Bases 1 to 756 code for a protein of 251 amino acids. Gene Ontology annotation, biological process: DNA alkylation repair; regulation of DNA-templated transcription. Lineage: Eukaryota; Fungi; Ascomycota; Sordariomycetes; Glomerellales; Glomerellaceae. The record is from RefSeq and is a predicted model, not a curated record. Gene Ontology annotation, cellular component: nucleus. The transcript has a single exon.